Xylaria bambusicola is the source of this 4466-nucleotide messenger RNA. RefSeq lists its product as uncharacterized. Gene Ontology annotation, molecular function: RNA binding; protein binding; histone H3K4 methyltransferase activity. Gene Ontology annotation, cellular component: Set1C/COMPASS complex. The transcript is spliced from 3 exons. The record is from RefSeq and is a predicted model, not a curated record. The coding region runs from base 514 to 4341 and encodes 1275 amino acids. Lineage: Eukaryota; Fungi; Ascomycota; Sordariomycetes; Xylariales; Xylariaceae.
AACUUUUCGACGCUGCGGAAACACCUUAACCUCCCUCAGCCAUCUUCAUGUACUACCACUGACUUCCGGACUCGUGCACCCAACUGGCCCUCGUUGCGCUGUCGUCUUCGCCGUCGCACCAUCGUCACCUAUUCGCGACCAUUGUGCACCAUCAACACCCCCUCCCAGCAUCUUUGUUGCCGCCUGUGGCAUCCAUCUAGCCUGGCGCUUUGUUCCUCGCCCAAGGUCCCACACACGUCAGAACUCCCUAAUCCUGUCGCGUGGACACACAGGUUUCGCGUUGUCCUCCUUAUCCUCUUGCUCUCUUGUCCAGCCCGCCACCCAUCCUCUCAUCCCUUCUCCGCCAACAGGCUCAAUCGCCUCAAGCCAAAAGCCCACAAAACAAAGAACAGAAGACAAGAAGCCGUUUUUCAUCUCCCAUUGCUACAUACAUGAAUGGUGGUCUCCAGUUUUCCGGCGCCAGAUAUGAGGCUUGGUGGGUAGAGGAAGCCACAGCCAACGUCCCUCCAUAUCAUGGCUCCGAGUGCUAGCUAUGGGGAAUUUUUCCCCAACGCGCCUCGUGCUGCUAGAGACAAGGCCCAUGAACGAGAACGCGAGCGAUAUAGCAAGGCUCUCGAUACCCCCGACAGCCGUCCUAGAACUGCUACUCCGGCUCUCAACGAUUCUAAGCACGACUCGUCCAUAUCGGACUCUGCGCAAGCCUCAAAUCAAGAUACACAUGCCGAGUACCCGCAAGGAGACAUGCUCAAUAGUGUCGGAUCCGCCAGUUCUCGUGCGAGCACUACCUCCUCUAUAUUUAGCUCUCAUAAUAACACAUCUGCUGUGAAUGCCACUGCGCAUGGCCCGAAGAAGAACGAUAUCACCCCGCUAACUGUAAUCGGUUCACCUUCAUAUCACCACAACAUCAACAACACCACGCAGCCAUCCAAGGAGCAUAACGCCACCGCUUCUACCUAUGACGGCAAAACUGACUCUACGAGCCUCGCUACCGCUAUGGAGCGGUCAGCCACUCCCCCCAGUGUCGCCAAGCGCCUCCCGGCCCGAGACCCCAACCGUACCAUACAGGGCAUGAGAUGUGUACACGAUCCGUCAACUGAUAAGACAUUAUCGUCGACAGAAAAGAAAACCAUGAAACCGAAAUAUAAAGCUUUCGGCUCGGAAGAUGACGCCCCCCCUCCCGACCCGCGCCUCUCAAAGGGCAGCUGGCUGGACUACAUCAACGUUGAUUUUCACCUUCCCAAGGCACGGCUACGUCAGACGCCGUACAACCUCAAGCCUUACAAUUAUGACCCGGCUACCUCGAUCGGGCCCGGGCCGCCUACUCAGAUUGUGGUCAGUGGCUUCAACCCAUUAAUCACCUUCUCAAAAGUCGCAACUAUUUUUGCCUCUUUUGGCGACAUAGCCGAGAGCAGCAACAAGAUGCACCCCGAUACUGGGAGCUACCUGGGAUUCGCUACUUUCCGUUUUCGGGAUGCAAAAGCCCAGCACAGGCGACCAGCGAUGUCUGCGGUUGACGCUGCGAAGAGAGCUGUAAGGGCAAUGAAUGGACGGAAGAUUGAGGCCCAUCAUGUUAAAGUUGAGUUUGAUCGUGAUGGGAAGAAGAGUAGGCAGAUGCUUGAAGCAAUCAUCAAGAAGGACCGGGAGGAGAUGGCCCGAGCUAUGGCUAUACCCACCGUACCUGUAGGUCCGAGAUCACGGGUCAACACUAUGUCCCCUUCGCCAUGGCCUCAGGGCGAUAGUCACGUUAGUACGAGAUCCCAACCCGAUGGGUUCUCUCGACCUCCCCCUACUGCGCCGAAGGGCCCUGCUGCUGAGCGACAACGACCGCCACACGCCGACUCAACGAAUUGGACGCUUGCGGCGAAGCCGAAUUCAUUUUUAGCCAGUGCACCCUCUAUAGCAACCACACUGAGAGGCGAACCUUAUAUCUUUGUACCGGAGUCAAGCGUCCCAGUAAUGGUGACGACUGUUCCACACAUGAAGAAGCGCCUGAAAUCUUACUUGUUUGACGAUAUUCUUACAGAUCGCUUGGGGUACUAUAUCAUCUUUCCUAAUACAACUAGGGGUCACGAGGAGGCUUGCAGGUGUUUUCAAUCUGCAAAUGGAAGUGCAUUUUUCACCUAUAGUAUGGCGAUGAAAUUGCACAAUGCCACCCUUCAAAGCUCAUCACAUCAAGGUUACCCACGGCCUAGUGAUCUUGAAAGGCGGCCAGUCGGAGACGUACGGUAUCGAGAGGAGCACCAAUACCGACCUCGUGAGGAACGGCGCCAACUUGAAGAUAGUAUCCUCGAGGAAGAGAAGAAGCAGCGGGCUCAUAAUUUUGAUCCUGUUACUGAGGCUAUCGAAGUGGUUCGCCGUGAGAUGAUGGAGCAUUUAAUUAGGCAUAUACGGACCAAAGUUGCUGUUCCGGCUCUUUCUACUUUCUUGGACCCUGGAAACCACGUGGCUAAGAGGCGCAAGUUGAACAUUGAGGAUCCAGUUGGGCCCCUUAAGCCCAUUAUCAGUAUCGAAGAUCACGAUGUAUCGCCUAUUAGCACUCCUAAUUCUCGUGCUGAUCCUAUUGAACGCAGAACAGCGCGUCUUAACAUCACUGCUCUUCCCCGAAUUAGGAAAGUGAAAGGGCACGGCGCUGCUCAGCGCAAUCGUGGUUUCACAGAUCCAUUCGCACGCAAACGACCGUCUGUAGUGCGCAAUGCUUUCCGCUCUUUGCAUCAUCGUCUGCAGCCACCAGAUAGCGAUGACGAGGCGUCUGAAGGUGAAGGCGAAGGCGACGUUCGGGACUCUAUCGCGCGCGAUACAGAGGAGGUUGAGUCACGUCCUCGCAGCCGCAUGAGUACAGACGAAGAUGCGUUUGAGGACGGGUUUGGCGACGAAGACUCUAUGACGGAUGCUAGCUUCUUGGUUAAUGACGGUAUUGUCAAGACCAAGAAGAGAAAGCUCGAUCUUCAAGUGGAGGCUGCUAUUAAACGCCAAAAGAAGUCCGACGAGGAACUCUUUGGUGUUACAAUUGAUACGCUUGAACAUGAGUUCCCUAGUGCUACUGAAGAUACUAUUCUUCCAGACGCUGAUUUAGCAGAUACGAAAGAAGCAGCGGCGGUAGAGACACUUACACCCCUCGAGAAACCUAGCAAAGGCAAAAAGAAGACUGCAACUAAGGCUAAAAAGAAAACGAAGAAGCAACUGUUCGAGGAGCGAGAGGCCAUGAAAAAGAAACAAGAGGAUGCAUAUGUUGAAGAAGCGCUUGACCAGGCACAGAAACAAGAAGCUUCAGCGUCUGAAGAACCGGUCCAGAAGCCAUCUGUUGUUGAAGAGAUCGAGGAAUCACUACCUAAAGAUGAUCGUUAUUCUGACAAAGUGGUCUCUGCCAUGCCCAUCUCUUCCACAUUCAAACUGGCAGUUGAGACAAUCCCUGAUCUCCAAUUUGGACCAAAAGAUCAGCCGGAUAUUAGCAAACUCAAAAAGAAGACAGCCCCAAGUGACAUUGGAGAUCCUCGCUUAUGGAUAUGGAAGCACAAUCGUAUACGAGAACUUAACGCUCAGGAAUCAUUGCCGCCUAAUAGCCCACUCACGAUUGAAGGCUACUAUGUCCCCAAUGCGACGGGUUCUGCUCGUACCGAAGGUGUGAAAAAGAUCCUAAAUUCCGAGAAAUCAAAGUAUCUGCCCCAUCACCUUAAAGUCCAGAAAGCCCGGGAAGAACGACAACAGCGAGCUGCGAAGAAAGAUACUAGAGAUGCUGUUGCUGCUGCUGCCGAAGCGGCCAAACUUGCUGCCGAGAAAUUGCUUGCCAAAGGGAAUUCAAGAGCCAACCGUGCCAAUAACCGACGUUUUGUGGCCGAUUUGAACGAUCAGAAACGGACAUUAGGCCAAGACUCCGAUGUGUUGCGAUUCAACCAGCUUAAGAAGCGGAAGAAGCCUGUCAAAUUUGCGCGUUCUGCCAUUCAUAAUUGGGGACUUUAUGCUAUGGAGAAUAUCAACAAAGACGACAUGAUUAUCGAGUAUGUAGGCGAGCAGGUCCGACAACAGAUUUCCGAGAUUCGGGAGAACCGAUACCUCAAGAGCGGUAUAGGCAGUAGUUAUUUAUUUAGAAUCGAUGAUAGUACGGUCAUUGAUGCCACAAAGAAGGGCGGCAUCGCUCGGUUUAUCAAUCACAGUUGCAUGCCCAAUUGCACGGCCAAGAUUAUCAAAGUGGAGGGCAGCAAACGGAUCGUCAUCUAUGCACUCCGAGACAUUGCUCAGAACGAGGAAUUGACCUACGAUUACAAGUUCGAGCGUGAGAUCGGAAGCCUGGACCGUAUACCUUGCCUCUGCGGCACUGCGGCGUGUAAAGGGUUCCUCAAUUAGCCCGUGUUGCUUAGCUUCUCAUCAAUCAUCGACGUCGGCCGGGAUUGGCCCUAUAGGAUAGGGACCUUCCCCUAUACCCACUCUGUCUGUCGCACAAUUGCUUUCUUCAUUUCAUGUUUCAAUUG